Molecule: messenger RNA, 927 nt
Organism: Zasmidium cellare ATCC 36951
Lineage: Eukaryota; Fungi; Ascomycota; Dothideomycetes; Mycosphaerellales; Mycosphaerellaceae
Product: glycoside hydrolase family 17 protein
Exons: 3
Coding region: 1-927 (308 amino acids)
Biological process (GO): carbohydrate metabolic process; cell wall organization
Cellular component (GO): cell surface; extracellular region; fungal-type cell wall
Molecular function (GO): 1,3-beta-glucanosyltransferase activity; glucan endo-1,3-beta-D-glucosidase activity
Source: RefSeq, a predicted model, not a curated record
AUGCGCGCCGGACUCACUCUCGCCGCCGCGCUGGCCGCCGUCCCCGCUGCCCUAGCCGCCAAGGGCCAGAUGGGCUUCGCGCUGGGCACGAAGAAGACGGACGGCAGCUGCAAAUACCAGGCCGACUACGAGGCCGACUUCGACGCCAUCCAGUCCAACUCGGGCGCCACCGUCGUCCGCGGCUACUCCGCCUCCGACUGCAACAACGCCCAGUACAUCCUGCCCGCCGCCAAGUCCAAGGGUUUCAAGGUCGUUUUGGGCGUGUGGCCCGAUGUUGAGGAGAGCUUCCAGAAGGACAAGGCCGCUCUGGUCAAGUACGUACCUCAGUACAAGGAUCAGGUCUACGCCGUCACUGUCGGCUCGGAGACGCUCUACCGUGGUAACUUCACGGGCGAGCAGCUCCUGGAGAAGAUCAACGACGUCAAGCAGGCUCUUGGCGGAGACGUCAAGACCGGUACUGCCGACUCGUGGAACAAGUACAAGGACGGAACUGCAGAUGCUCUGAUCAAGGGCGGUGUGGACCUCCUCUUGGCCAACGGCUUCUCCUACUGGCAAGGCGCUGCCGCUGGUCGUGAUGCUGUUGAUGUGUACCUGGACGACAUCUCGCAAGCUCUCGCUCACAUCCAGGACCUGUCUGGCAGCCUUGACAAGAUUGAGUUCUGGAACGGCGAGACUGGCUGGCCAACUGAUGGCGGCUCUGACUACGAGAACGCCAAGGCUGGUACUGAGAACGCCAAGAGCUUCUACCACGACGGCUUCUGCGCCGCCAUCGACUGGGGCUACAACGCUUUCUACUUCGAGGCUCUCGAUGAGCCUUGGAAGCCACAGAGCAUCGGUGACAAUGGCCAACCUCAAAUCGAGACCACCUGGGGCGCCAUGACCGCCGACCGCACCCCCAAGUUCAGCCUCAAGUGUGGAUCUUCGUAA